AUGGCCUCGGCGCCGGCCUCCACCAAGAAGUACAAACUCGUACUGCUUGGUGACAGCGGUGUAGGUAAGUCAUCGCUGGUGCAGCGACUCGCAAAGGAUGAAUGGAACGAAAACCAAAACUCCACCGUUGGGGCCUCCUUCUUCCGCUACGCCUGCCCCGUAGAUGACACCGCCGUGCACUUCGACAUUUGGGACACCGCCGGGCAGGAAAGAUAUAAAAGUCUCGCCUCGAUGUAUUACCGCGGGGCCGCCGCCGCACUGGUGGUCUACGAGAUUCCAUCCUACGAGAGCUUCGAGCGGGCAAAGUAUUGGGUGCAGGAACUCGCGGCAAACUCACCGGAAACUAUCGUGACGCUUGUGGGGAAUAAAAGCGACUUGGCGGCCACACACCGCGAGGUCUCGAGCGAUGAGGCCGCCGAAUACGCCGCCGCACAUAAUUUGAUGUUCGCAGAGGCGAGUGCGAAGGAUGGAACGGGCGUGCAGGCGGCGUUUGUGGCCGUUGGGCGGCGACUGCGGGCGACGAAUUCUCAAAAUGCGGUGCGGGAAGGCGGAGUGGUGGGGCGGCAGCCGAACACACAACCGCGUGAGAGCAGCGGCGGAUGCUGCAAGUGA
Molecule: messenger RNA, 612 nt
Organism: Trypanosoma theileri
Lineage: Eukaryota; Euglenozoa; Kinetoplastea; Trypanosomatida; Trypanosomatidae
Product: small Rab GTP binding protein
Exons: 1
Coding region: 1-612 (203 amino acids)
Cellular component (GO): endosome
Molecular function (GO): GTPase activity; GTP binding
Source: RefSeq, a predicted model, not a curated record